Molecule: messenger RNA, 1014 nt
Organism: Chironomus riparius
Lineage: Eukaryota; Metazoa; Arthropoda; Insecta; Diptera; Chironomidae
Source: the annotation of a GenBank genome assembly
AUGGAAUUGGAUCAGGAAUGUGAGGAAUUUUUUCAAUAUCUGGAUAAUAUAACGAGUUCUAGUGAAAAGGAUAUUAAAAACAUUCUAAAACCACUUAAGUAUCAUUUUUGGAAGCAAAAAUUGGCAAAAUAUGUAAAAAUGGCACUAAUUGCUGUUUCCAUAUGCUAUGCUUUCUAUUCGAUUGAUACACUGAAUUGGUACUUUUGCGCUAUUGGUCGUAUUAUAUUGAUAAAAAUUCUACCUUUAUGGAACUGGACAUAUUUGGGAAAAUCAAAAUGCUUCAUUUCUAAAACUGCACAACAAAAACCAUCAUAUGCUAGCAAUGAAUUUGAUACAAGAGAUUGUAGGUCAUGCGAAUAUUUCGAUCAAAUUGAUAUCAUGAAAGAGACAUCAUACAAUCAUAUACAUGAUAAAUAUUUGAUAAGAGGACUCCCUGUCAUUGUAUCGGAUACGAUCAAAAAUGUAAAUAAAUCAGAAUCACUUUUAUCCUUUAUCAAUAACAUUUCAACAAAUAUGAGUGACAUGAUAAAUGGCGAAGCCUGCAAUUUUGAGACUAAUUUAAUGAUGUCAAAAUAUGCCAAUCUUGGUGAAACAUUUGCGAUUCUUAAAAAAUCUUUAGAAGAAGAGCAAAAAAUAAUGCCUUGGUUUAUAUCAUUUCGCAAUUGUAAAACUAAAGCAUUAAAAUCGUCACGUCUAAUGAUGUCAAAACCAUAUUUCUAUCCGAUAAAUUUACAAGCUCCAUAUACAACAUGGGUUUUAAUAUUACAGCAGUACAAAAACUAUAAAAACGAUUUAGAAGUUUAUGGUCUCAUUAUUGUUACACAGAUGAAAGGCAGCAUAAAGAUUACAUUGAGAGUUAAUAAAAGCUGCCAAACAUUUUGUCAAGAUUUAAGUUUAAACCUCUUUGCCGGUGAAUCUUUAAUAUUUUUUUCUGGUUUGUGGACAUUGUCGUAUGAGUAUACUGAAGAGGAAAGUUAUUCUAUCACAUUCAUAACAGAGACUCAUCUUUAUUAA